Messenger RNA from Corylus avellana, 3393 nucleotides. Lineage: Eukaryota; Viridiplantae; Streptophyta; Magnoliopsida; Fagales; Betulaceae. The record is from RefSeq and is a predicted model, not a curated record.
AUGUGGGAUCGGGAUCGACGAGGUCUGCUUUGCAGACCCGCCCACCGGUAUGAAAAUGUUGAGCUGGAACUAUCGGUGGCUUGGGAUCCCCCGGACAGUGAGGGAACUUUGCCGUUUGUAGACAGCAAAGGGAGAAGUGGCGGUCUUGCAUUGUUCUGGCAAAACGAAGCGGAAUUGGAGAUUCAGAAUUAUAGUAGGAGACACAUCAAUGCCACAAUCCCUCUUGGUGAUGGAGGAAAAUGGAAACUUACAUGUUUCUAUGGACAUCCAGAAACCAGUAAGAGAGAAGAGGCAUGGAGUUUGCUACGGUAUUUGGCUACUUUGGGACCUGAAAUGUGGGCUUGCAUGGGGGACUUCAACGAAAUCCUAGAGUCAUCUGAGAAGUGUGGAGGAGGUGGAAGACCUCGGGGGACAAAUGGAGGCUUUUCAGAAGGUGUUGCGGCACGAGUGACAGUGGAGCGUUCUACCCGAUCUGACCGCAACCCCAUUCUGCUUUGUCUCCAAAAAAUGCCAACAGGGAGUUACAAGAAGAAACGUAGAUUCAUGUAUGAGGCGACAUGGGCAAAAGAGAAGACCUGCUCAAAGUUGAUAAAAAAGGAGGAAUUGAGGUGGCGUCAGAGGGCCAAGGUGGACUGGAUAAAACACGGAGACAGGAACACAAAGUUUUUUCAUGCUAUUGCAAAUCAAAGGCAUCAGAGAAACCAAGUGGUCCACAUUUGUGAUGAGAGAGGAAUCAUCUGUGAUACCCAGGAGAGCACUGAAAAAGCUUUUUGGGAUUUUUACAGUAAACUUUUCACUACGGAAGGUACAAAAGGGGUUAAACAGUGUUUAAGGGCCACUCAAAGACGGGUCACAGACGACAUGAAUAGUAGCUUGUUAGCUGAAUUCACAGGAGAAGAAGUAAGCAGGGCAGUGAACCUAAUGGCACCCUUAAUGGCUCUUGGGCUUGAUGGUUUUACAAUAUGUUUUUAUCAGGAUAAUUGGACCACUGUAGGAGUUGAGGUGUGCAACUCUGUUCUACCUUUUUUAAAUUCUGGAAUAAUAGAUGCUGAUUUGAAUUAUACUUAUAUUGCCUUAAUUCCUAAAACAAAAAAUCCCACUAGUGUAACUGAAUUCCGCCCCAUCAGUUUAUACAAUGUUUUGUACAAAAUUGUGUCGAAAGUGUUGACAAAUCGAUUGAAGGGUAUACUCCCAGAGAUCAUUUCCAUUACACAGAGUGCUUUCAUACCAGGCCGUUUAAUAACGGAUAAUAUUUUGGCUGCAUAUGAAACACUCCAUUCGAUGCAUACACAAAUGUGGGGGAAGGAAGGUUUCAUGGUUGUUAAACUUGACAUGAGUAAAGCCUAUGAUCGGGUGGAAUUGAAUUUUUUGGAGAAAGUGAUGAGGAGAUUGGGGUUUGCAGACCGUUGGACAAAUCUCAUUAUGGCGUGUGUUCGAUCAAUAAACUAUUCCAUCCUAGUGAAUGGUUGCCCCUCGGGUCGGAUAUAUCCCACACGAGGUAUUAGACAAGGGGACUCUUUAUCCCCUUAUCUAUUUAUCUUGUGUGCGGAAGCCCUGAGCUCACUCCUAACCAGGGCGGAUCAAAAAGGAUUCUUAAGGGGUGUUCCUACCUCUAAGAAAGGUCCCCGGCUCAACCACUUAUUUUUUGCGGAUGAUAGUUUGUUAUUUUGCAGGACAAAUGUUACUAAUUGGAGGCAAUUAACAAAGCUGCUUGAAAAGUAUGAAAAAGCAUCGGGACAGAAGCUUAAUAGAGCCAAGACCUCAAUUUUCUUUAGUAAAAAUACUUCGGCGGCAAAUAAGCAACAAAUUGUGGAGGCUUUUGGAAUCCCUACCUCUCAAAGGUACGAUUCUUACUUGGGGCUCUCAGCCCUUGUGGGGAGAUCACGAACACAAGCUUUCCAAGGGAUCAAGGACCGGAUUUGGAAGCGAUUGCAAGAUUGGAAGGUAAAACUCCUAUCACAGGCCGGCAAAGAAAUUCUUUUAAAAGCGGUAAUUCAAGCUAUUCCUACGUAUAGUAUGAAUGUCUUUCUAUUGCCUAAAUGUCUGUGUAUGGAGAUUAAUUCAAUGAUGCAAAGAUUUUGGUGGGGGCAUCAAGCAAAUGACAAGAAGAUACACUGGAUGAGUUGGGAUCGCAUGAGUCGCUCUAAGGCAAGUGGAGGUUUGGGUUUCCGAGAUUUGGUGUGCUUCAACAGAGCUCUAUUGGCCAAACAAGGGUGGAGACUCUGGUCUACCCCGGAUAGUUUGACGGCAAAAAUCAUGAAGGCAAAGUAUUUUCCUAAUGGGACCUAUUUAGAAGCCUCUUUGGGGUCCAAGCCUUCAUAUGCACGGAGGAGCAUCCACAGUGCUCGGGUUCUGGUGAAAGAAGGCUUAACUUGGAGGAUUGGGAGUGGUACUCAAGUAAGGAUCUGGGGGGAUAAAUGGAUCCCCAGACCCCACACGUUUCAGAUUCAAUUCCCACCAAAGAUGCUCCCUGCAUCGGCUACUGUAAGUGAAUUGAUUGAUAGGGAUUUACGAUGGUGGAACUGUCCAUUAAUUAAUUCGAUUUUCAAUUCUGAGGAGGCCCGUAUGAUUAUGUCCCUACCACUUAGCCUCACAAACCAGCCAGAUUGUCAAAUCUGGAGGGGAUCAGCUAAUGGGGAGUUUACGGUGAAAAGUGCAUAUCAUAUGGUGAAAGAACAAGAGGCCAUUAUUAAAGCCGAAAGCUCAGCCCGGGCUGGCACCAAUGAGCUCUGGAAAGUGCUUUGGAAUCUGCCCCUGCCGAAUAUAGAAAAAGUCUUCAUGUGGCAAGCAUGCAAUAAUCUGCUUCCAACAAAAGACAAUCUCCUCAGGCGCAAGGUUAGCAAUGACCCUUACUGCCCUAUGUAUGAGAAUGAAGCCGAAACCACUGGCCAUAUCCUAUGUUCUGGAGGACGAGGAGGAGUUUCAACGGGUGAUGGGGACAGAUAUUACAGAAAUUCCCCAUGCAGAGGUAGAACCAAUGAAGAGAUGGAAGCGCCACCACAGGGAUUCCUGAAAACCAAUUGGGAUGCUGCUUUGGACUUGAAGAAAGGCACGAUCGAGGCUCUUGCUCUGUUCCACGCUGUGAAUUUCAGUAAAGAUUUGGGCAUUGAGAAACUAAUGCUUGAAGGGGAUGCGCUGAACAUGGUGACAGGUGUGAAAUCCAAUUUUUUCCACAUGGGGCGUUAUGGACAGAUUUUUAAAGACAUUAAAUCUUUACUUUCCACUUUCCUGAUAUGGGAAUGUCAUCAUGUAUGCCGGUCUGGUAACAGGGCAGCACAUGAGUUGGCCAAAGAGGCCUGUAAGCAAGUCGUGGAGAAGUCUUGGUCUUUCGUUAUACCAAGAUGUAUUCGUGAUAUUGUUUUGACAGAUCAAACUGAACUGCCUAUUUUGUGA